This is a messenger RNA of Tripterygium wilfordii, 787 nucleotides long. RefSeq lists its product as uncharacterized. The transcript has 2 exons. The coding region runs from base 36 to 389 and encodes 117 amino acids. The record is from RefSeq and is a predicted model, not a curated record. NCBI's taxonomy places the organism in Eukaryota, Viridiplantae, Streptophyta, Magnoliopsida, Celastrales, Celastraceae.
UGCAGAAACAUACACCACCAACUCCUCAUCAAAUCAUGUCCACAAAGCAUAACAAAGUUUCCAAAAACAAGAUGUCUCUACCAGUCUCUUCAAAUAAGAGGAGCUUUGACGAUGAGGAGCAGAAGAAGGAGAACAAAAAUCUGAAGCGCCUGAAGAAGGUGGUGGCAGAGUGUAGGGCGCAAACAGAGUCAGCAACAGAGUUCCAAAAGAACAUGUUGAGAGAUCUGGACCAUAUUAAGUCCGAUCUCAUAGGAAUUGGCAAGAUUAAUCAGCCAGUGAUCGAGCGGAACACGCAUAUUCUUGUGUUGCUUGAUCUGCUUAUGCUCGUGAUUAUCUUUGAUGGGUCAGUUUCCUCUGUAAUUCUCUGUUUACUUAUUUUUCUUGAAUAGUUUUUACGGGUUUCUUUAUGGGACUCUCUGUUAUUGCUAGUUAAAGGCUGCUGUAGCAGAAGGUGGAGGACGUUUUUGUUGAUCUGAAGAUACCAAAGGAAGACAGCAAGGACUACCACUACACCCUCCUUACCAUCCUUUUCAUUGUCAUCACUACAUGCUUUUAUUGUGUAGCGAUGGCUAAUAAGAUUGUGGGUUUUAAAUUUUUAAUGGUUUGGUAUUGUAUUAGUUUUCUUCAUGAAUUUCUUUUGGAUUUGUACUGAUUUGCUUCACAUAAAGCAAAUUAUGUGAAUAGACUCUCAAAUCAAAGCAACAGGGGUGAAAUGAAAUCUGGGUGUAAUAAGAACCUUAUGUAAGAUAUAUAUACUGAGUGAAAUCUUAUUCAUUUUGCUAAUCAA